AAUUCCGGAAGUAUUUCCUGCCUGAGCUGCGUCUGCUGACUCUGGACUGGGAGGAAAUCAAACACCUGUGCCCCUACCUGUCGAGCGAGGAGGUGGCGUGCCUGGCCACCCUCCACUUUGCCCUGAGCGACGACGAGCAGAUGAAAAUUCUUCCGACCUUGUGUCCUAUCAGAGUGAAGCGGGGAAGUAGCAAGAAGACCCUGAUUUUGGUGCCCAGGAGGAAGAUUGUGGACCUGAGAAGGCUCUUUCUGAACGAAAAGCUCGUGAGAGACUUUGAGGUAGGCCAGAACGUGUUCACCCUGACGCUGUGUCCGAUAAGGAGCAUCGCAGUUUCUGCUUUUGAACUGAUCUGCCCGCUGAGUUGGAAGUACGAUGACUACCACAACCAAAACUGGCUUGACAGGUUGAACAAGGCCGGGAGCUUCAAAACCAACACUUUCCUGCACAUUUUGUCCACGGUCACCUCUGCAAAGCAGAAAAGCUCAAGCAAAGAGGUGCAACUGCCGGAAGAGCUGCCGAUGAACGAGUGCAGCCGCGUCGACCACUUCGCCUUGGUGCCUGCUGGCGGAACUUUGAUCCUGACUGCCACCCUGAACCAGGCGUGCGUCCUCAGGGACGUGCACCUGCAGCAAGAGGACCUCAACAGCUGCAACGAGCCGAGAAUCGUCGAAACCUUCGGCAGAAUUGCUGCGACUGUUACAAACAACAGAAAUUACCACCAUCAGGAGUUGAACGAUUUGUGCAUUUUCAGGAAGAUCUACUUUGCUGAGGUGUGAUGCAAUGUCAGGACACACUCUAGCCUCUUUUUGUUUUAAUUGAGAAGUCAAUCUAAUUAUUCUGAAUUUCAUUUUGUAACCUUUAACUUGCUGACACUGAAAUUCGGUUCGGAAGCUGAUUAUUAUUGAUAUGACGUGUGAAAAUAAUUAAUUGUUGUGAACCAAUCAUGGAGAGCCACGAGAUCUCCACCAACCAAUCAGAGAUAAGAGUGUUUCUAGAAGAAUUUUUGAGUUGAGAGUGUCUACUUUUUUGUUUCUCUGCCUUGAUUAAAAUAAAAUAAUGAAAUGUCUAAUUUUUUGCCCUCGUGCUUAUAACUGGAUAUGAGUAUAAAGUUACUCUCUUUAAUGCGAUACGAGAUUAAAGCACACGUGAUUUAAUCUAAAUUAGUUAUUGUUUGUAAACCACAAAGAUAUUGCAGCUGCCAGCUACUGUAAUUUUAUAGACCAUGUUUUUUUGUAUCUUAAAGGUCCAUCAUUUACUAAAUGAUUCACUUGGUUGGA
Cloeon dipterum is the source of this 1277-nucleotide messenger RNA. RefSeq lists its product as uncharacterized. NCBI's taxonomy places the organism in Eukaryota, Metazoa, Arthropoda, Insecta, Ephemeroptera, Baetidae. The record is from RefSeq and is a predicted model, not a curated record. Bases 141 to 776 code for a protein of 211 amino acids. The transcript has 2 exons.